Messenger RNA from Necator americanus (New World hookworm), 312 nucleotides. RefSeq lists its product as uncharacterized. The record is from RefSeq and is a predicted model, not a curated record. The transcript has a single exon. Lineage: Eukaryota; Metazoa; Nematoda; Chromadorea; Rhabditida; Ancylostomatidae. Bases 1 to 312 code for a protein of 103 amino acids.
AUGUCAACAGAAGAAAUCGACGACAUCGUUCUGGAGAAGAAGAAGAAGAAGAAGAAGAAGGAGAAGGAGGAGGAGGAGGAGGAGGAAGGGGGUGCCGAGCAAGCGGAGCAGUUCACCCAGCGAACACAUCCGUUCGGAUCCAUCGUUGCCCCCGUGAGCGGUUCCGUCCGUCCGUCCGUUCGUUUCUCCAUCCGUCCGUACGUGGUUAACAACGAACGAACGAGCACCGCCGCUGCCGCCUCCGGGAACAACAAACCCGGAAUGUUGCGAAUGUCAGAACAAGCGCCGAAGUCAACUACCGCCCAUUGCUGA